UAAAACUCCAUUUUAUCCAUUACCACCUCAGACCCGCAUCACCUCCACCUAAUCUUAUUCUAUUCAGUAUUCAAGACAACAUUAUAAACAUCUACAGGCUAGUUUAAACUUCAACAUACAUGGAGAGGGUAUUUUCAGUGGAGGAUAACAUUACUGAGCUUUUUUGGUCACCACCACCACCACCACCUGAUGACUUGUCCAAAAUGAACCGGUCUGAGUCUGAAUGGGCUUUCGAAAGAUUCCUUCAAGAAGCCUCUGCUGUAACCCUUGAUGACAACACUUCUUCUAAUUCUUCUGCUGAUAAAACUGACGUUGUUCAAAUCAAAGAUCAUGGUAAUAGUAAUAACAACGCUACAAGUAAGUGUUCCUUUAGUAAUGGGACCUGUGCCACUGCUGCUUCCUCCUUUGCUGCUCCGGCGAUUAUUCCGGUGGAAUCUGACGAUUAUCAUGCGUUUUUGAAGAGUAAACUCAAUUUGGCUUGUGCUGCUGUUGCUUUGACUCGGGCAUCUUUUGUAAAGCCUCUAGAUUCUCCUGCCGCAGCUGAAAGUGGAUCACAGGCUUCAAAUACUUCACAAUUGGGAUCACAUGCUCCUUCUAAAGGAGCUGGAUAUGAUUUACCGAUAUCCCAAGAUAAAGAUGCUAAUGAGCCUCUUGGAACUCCCUCCUUACCUUCCAUGCAAAGGAAAUCUGCAGUUACUGUGAAGCCAACAACUAGUGUAUCAUCCAGAGAACUGUCAGAGGAUGAUGAAAAUGAAGCAGAAACUGAAUUAACUGAAAAUAUGCAACCUGCUGAUGCAAAGCGUGUAAGGAGAAUGCUUUCAAAUAGAGAGUCAGCUCGGCGAUCAAGAAGUAGAAAGCAGGCCCAUUUGACUGAGCUUGAGACACAGGUUGCUCAAUUGAGGGUUGAAAAUUCAUCUCUACUGAAGAGCCUCACUGACAUAAGUCAGAAGUACAAUGAGUCAGCUGUUGACAACAGAGUUUUAAAAGCUGAUGUUGAAACACUGAGAGCGAAGGUGAAGAUGGCUGAAGAGACAGUCAAAAGAUUUACUGGGUUGAACACUAUGUUCCAUGCCUUGCCUGAUAUAUCCACAAUGAGUAUGUCAUCAUUUGAUGGAAGCCCCUCUGACACUGCAGAUGCUGCUGUUCCUGUAAAGGAUGACCCAAAGCAUCACUUUUAUAAAGCUCCAAACAAUCCUAUAACAACUCAUGACUCCAGGCCCAGAGGCAAUAAUGUGUUGGCAGAUAUAUCUUCAGUUGAAAAUGUGCAGCCAAAUCCUGUACCAGCAGCAGGAGUAUCAGGGAACAAGAUGGGGCGAACACCUUCCUUGCAGCGAGUAGCUAGCUUGGAGCAUUUGCAGAAACGGAUUCGUGGGGGUGCAAGUCCUUGCGGGCCCCAGUCCAAUGGGGAGCAGGCAAAAUGAUCCCCGAGUGUGAAGAUUUUAUUGACAGAUUUGGAGAAGACGUUUGCAUUCCAGUAUGAUUUUUUGUUUAACUGUAUGUAAAGGUUCUAUUCCUUAACUACAUGUUGAAUCGAACAGCUAUUUUUGACCGCAACUUACAAUGCGAAAUCUUGCUGUAUAGAACAAUCUUAUCAAUUUAGUUGUCAACUUUUUACAA
Messenger RNA from Populus trichocarpa (black cottonwood), 1617 nucleotides. RefSeq names its product light-inducible protein CPRF2. Bases 120 to 1421 code for a protein of 433 amino acids. The transcript has 6 exons. The record is from RefSeq and is a predicted model, not a curated record. Gene Ontology annotation, molecular function: DNA-binding transcription factor activity. Gene Ontology annotation, biological process: regulation of DNA-templated transcription. Lineage: Eukaryota; Viridiplantae; Streptophyta; Magnoliopsida; Malpighiales; Salicaceae.